Messenger RNA from Rhinolophus ferrumequinum (greater horseshoe bat), 8325 nucleotides. RefSeq names its product WNK lysine deficient protein kinase 2 (gene WNK2). Gene Ontology annotation, cellular component: cytosol; cytoplasm. Gene Ontology annotation, biological process: protein phosphorylation; negative regulation of sodium ion transport; intracellular signal transduction. Gene Ontology annotation, molecular function: potassium channel inhibitor activity; chloride channel inhibitor activity; protein serine/threonine kinase activity. Bases 161 to 6811 code for a protein of 2216 amino acids. The record is from RefSeq and is a predicted model, not a curated record. The transcript has 29 exons. NCBI's taxonomy places the organism in Eukaryota, Metazoa, Chordata, Mammalia, Chiroptera, Rhinolophidae.
GCCGGAGCAGCACGCGGGAGCCGGGCCUUGCAGCAGGCAGUUCCAGGGAGCCGCGCCGCGACCCGACCCUGAGAACGACCCGGGCCAGGAGCGCGGCCUCGCCCUCUUCGCCCGCCCCGGCCGCCGGGCUGCGGGCAUGGACGGCGCCCGCUGGCCCUAGAUGGACGGCGAUGGCGGCCGCCUAGACGCCCCCGGCGCGCUGAUGGAGGCCGGGAGCCGCGCGGAGCCCGCGGGCAUGGCGGAGCCGGCGGCGGUGCCGCGGGCGCGGGCGGCGCGGCCCGGGCCGCAGCGCUUCCUGCGGCGCAGCGUCGUGGAGUCGGACCAGGAGGAGCCGCCCGGCCUGGAGGCGACCGAGGCGCCGGGCGCGCAGCCUCCUCAGCCGCUGCAGCGCCGGGUGCUGCUGCUCUGCAAGACGCGCCGCCUCAUCGCCGAGCGCGCCCGCGGCCGCCCUGCAGCCCCGGCGCCCGCCGAGCCCGCCACAGCACCCAGCGCCCCUGGCCCAGAGCCUGUGGGUGCGCAGGAACCCUGCCUGGACCCCGCGCCCGACCCCGACGGCGGCCCCGCAGAGCAGGCGGCUGCAGCAGAGAGGAAGGAUGACGCGGGGGGCCCCGAGGCAAGGCCUGACCCCGCGCGCGCUCGCCGGGACGAGCCCGAGGAGGAGGAGGACGAUGAGGAUGAUCUCAAGGCCGUGGCCACCUCCCUGGACGGCCGCUUCCUCAAGUUCGACAUCGAGCUGGGCCGCGGCUCCUUCAAGACGGUGUACAAAGGGUUGGACACGGAGACCUGGGUGGAGGUGGCCUGGUGCGAGCUGCAGGACCGGAAGCUCACCAAGUUGGAGCGGCAGCGGUUCAAGGAGGAGGCCGAAAUGCUGAAGGGCCUGCAGCACCCCAACAUCGUGCGCUUCUACGACUUCUGGGAGUCCAGCGCCAAGGGCAAGCGCUGCAUCGUGCUGGUGACCGAGCUCAUGACCUCGGGGACGCUGAAGACGUACCUGAAACGGUUCAAGGUGAUGAAGCCCAAGGUGCUGCGCAGUUGGUGCCGGCAGAUCCUGAAGGGGCUGCUGUUCCUGCACACCAGGGCGCCCCCAAUCAUCCACCGGGACCUCAAGUGCGACAACAUCUUCAUCACCGGGCCCACCGGCUCUGUGAAGAUUGGUGACCUGGGCCUGGCCACCCUCAAGAGAGCGUCCUUUGCCAAGAGCGUGAUAGGCACCCCUGAGUUCAUGGCCCCCGAGAUGUAUGAGGAGCACUACGACGAGUCCGUGGACGUGUACGCGUUCGGGAUGUGCAUGCUGGAGAUGGCCACCUCGGAGUACCCCUACUCGGAGUGCCAGAACGCCGCCCAGAUCUACCGGAAGGUCACCUGCGGCAUCAAGCCAGCCAGCUUUGAGAAAGUGCACGAUCCAGAAAUCAAGGAGAUUAUUGGGGAGUGUAUCUGCAAAAAUAAGGAAGAGAGGUAUGAGAUCAAGGACUUGCUCAGCCACGCCUUCUUCGCGGAGGACACGGGCGUGAGGGUGGAGCUGGCCGAGGAAGACCAUGGCAGGAAGUCCACCAUUGCCCUGCGGCUCUGGGUCGAGGACCCCAAGAAACUGAAGGGCAAACCCAAGGACAAUGGGGCCAUUGAGUUCACUUUCGACCUGGAAAGGGAAACGCCGGACGACGUGGCUCAGGAGAUGAUUGAGUCGGGGUUCUUUCAUGAGAGCGAUGUGAAGAUUGUGGCCAAAUCCAUCCGCGACCGCGUGGCCCUGAUCCAGUGGCGGCGAGAAAGGAUCCGGCCAGCGCUGCAGCCCCAGGAGCAGCGGGAGCCAGGCAGCCCCGAGAAGGCCAGGGGCCCACACGCGCCCCUGCAAGUCCAGGUGACCUACCACGCACAGGCCGGGCUCCUGGAGCCCGAGGAGCCUGAGGCUGACCAGCACCACCUCCCCACCGCGCUGCCAGCCAGCGCCACCUCCCUGGCCUCCGACAGCACGUUCGACAGUGGCCAGGGCUCCACCGUGUACUCGGACUCGCAGAGCAGCCAGCAGAGCGUGGUGCUGGGCUCGCUGGUGGACGCAGUGCCACCCACUGCCCAGAGCGUGUGCAGCCCCCCAGUGAGCGUGAGCGAUGGGACUGCCUUGCCGCGUAGCCUGCCCUCGCUGGGUGCCUACCAGCCUUCCGUUGCGCCUGGCGUGUCGAUGGGCCCUGUCCUGCCCCUCACCCGAGCUCCACUUCCACAGCAGCAUUUUCCGGAGCCGGCCAUGAGCUUCAGCCCCGUGCCUACUGGCCCAGGCCAGCCUAUGCCCUCUGGCCACCAGCCUCCUCCGCUGGCCCAGCCAGCACCCCUGCCACAGGUCCUGGCCCCGCAGCCUGUGGGCCCUCUCCAGCCAGGGCCCCCCCACCUGCCUCCGUACCUGGCUCCGACCUCCCAGGUGGCCCCUGCUCAGCUGCAGCCCCUCCAGAUGCCACCCAUGCCCCUGCAGCCACUCGCUCAAGUCCCUCCGCAGAUGCCUCCACUUCCUGUCAUCCCCCCCGUCGCUCCGCUGGCCACAGUUGACAGCCUGCCCGCAGCCCUCCCCGACCUGCCGGCUGCCAGCGGGCCCGCUGUGCCUCCCCCUUCUCAGUAUUUCUCUCCGGCCGUCAUCUUGCCAAGCCUCCCACUCAACACCGCCGCUCCCCUGCCCGCGUCACCGGCCCUGCCUCUGCAGACAGUCAAGCUGCCCCACCCCGCCGGGGCCCCUCUGGCCAUGCCAUGCCGGACCAUUGUGCCAAACGUGGCAGCCGCCGCCACUGCCAUCCCUCUGCUGGCUGUGGCCCCACAGGGCAUGGCUGCCCUGUCCAUUCAUCCUGCCGUGGCCCAGCUCCCAGCCCAGCCCGUGUACCAGGCAGCCUUUCCACAGAUAGUGCCCAGCGACGUCCCACCUUCUCCCCUCCACACGGCACAGAGCCUGAGGGCCACCCCUCCGCAGCCAGCACCCCCAACGCUGCCACCGCCCCACCCGCCAAGCAUCACCCACCUUCCUGAGCAGACGGCUCCUGCCACUGGGGUGGGGAGCCAGGUCCUGCUUGGCCACCCACCUCCGUAUGCCAUGGACAUCACCGCCCAGGUCCACACGGUGCACACUCCAGCUGCCGUCCUCUCCCCACCUCUGCCAGAAGUAGUGCCGCCCGCUGCCCCUGAGCUCCUGCCUCAGCUCCCCAGCUCCCUGGCCCCUGUGAUGGUGUCUGCUGCUCAAAGCUUGCCCGUGCAGACCACUGCGCUCCUGCCGCCUUCUAACCUACCACUGCCCAGUGGGUCUGGGCUCUCCAGCUCCUGCCCAGCUGUCCAGCUGACGGUAGAGCUAGCCCCUGAGGAGCAGGCCUCACAAGACAAGCAGCCCAGUCUCCUGCAGAGCUGUGAGAGCUACGGAGGUUCCGAUGUCACUUCUGCAAGGGAGCUGAGUGAUGGCUGUGAGGGUGUGUUUGGUGGGGGGAAGCUGGAAGGCAAGCCCACCCGGAAACAUCACCGAAGGUCCACACGCACACGCUCCCGCCAAGAGAGGGCUAACCGUCCCCGGCUGACCAUCCUGAAUGUAUGCAACACGGGUGACAAGAUGGUGGAGUGCCAGCUGGAAACGCACAACCACAAGAUGGUGACAUUCAAGUUUGACCUGGAUGGGGACGCGCCUGACGAGAUCGCCACGUACAUGGUGGAGCACGACUUCAUCCUGCAGGCUGAGCGGGAGACGUUCAUUGAGCAGAUGAAGGACGUCAUGGACAAGGCGGAGGACAUGCUCAGCGAGGACACGGAUGCCGACCGUGGCUCUGACCCUGGGGCCAGCCCACCGCCCCUCAGCACCUGCGGCCUGGGCACUGGGGAGGAGAGUCGCCAAUCCCAAGCCAACGCCCCGGUGUAUCAGCAGAAUGUCCUGCACACUGGGAAGAGGUGGUUUAUCAUCUGUCCAGUGGCCGAACACCCCGCGGCCGAGGCCCCCGAAUCUUCACCUCCACUUCCUCUGAGCUCCCUGCAGCCAGAAGCCAGCCCAGAUCCAGCGCCAUGUAAAGACCAGUUGUCCUCGAAAGAAAAACCCGACCUCCCAGCUGGUCCACAGCUUCUGAGCCAAGCGGGCCCCGGGGAUGCCCCUGAGAGUGUACCCGCCCCUUUGGUGCCAUCCCCCCCCCCCAUGACUGCUGUGCCCCAGGACUCGACUGCACCAGCUGUCAGCCCCAAGCCAGAGCCAGCAACAGGGGCUGCUGUGCAGGCAGGGGACCCAGGGAUCUCUCAGGGUAUAGCCAGCGAGCAUGAGACCCUCCAGCCACUGGCAGAGACUCAUGACGCCCCGCUUACUGCAAGGCCCCUGGGUGUGGUCCUAGGGCCUUGUGCCUCCCCUCCAGGGGCCCCUCACCACCCCACAGGUCUGGGGGAAUCUGCCUCCAGGGAGACCAGCGCCCAGGGGGAGACCUUGCCAACUCCAGCCCCUGCGCUCAGUGCCCCCAGUGGGACCCUUCAGCCUACUCUGGGCCAACCCCUAACCCCACUUCCUAAUGCAGUAGGGGCCGUGAGCCUGGCUACCUCCCAGCUACCCAGUCCCCCACUGGGGCCCACCAUCCCCCCUCAGCCACUCUCAGCUUUGGAGUCGGAUGGGGAAGGGCCGCCUCCCAGGGUGGGCUUUGUGGACAAUACCAUCAAGAGCCUGGACGAGAAGUUGCGCACGCUGCUAUACCAGGAGCACGUGCCCACCUCCUCGGCCUCGGCUGGGACCCCUGUGGAUGUAGGCGACCGAGACUUCUCCCUGGAGCCCCCGAGAGGGGACCGGCCUUACACAGAGGCCUCCGAGGGGGACCUGCCCCUGCUGCCCCAGCCUGUGUUGGACAAGUCAGAAAUGGCCCCUGGGCCCAGGGCCAUGUUGGAGCAGGCCACAUCCUCACCAGUGACAGCAGCACCGUCUUUGAGCAAUACUCUGGGCUCUGAUGGAGGCUGGGUGGCCUCAGAUUCCCCGGCAACACCCAGCGUCCCCCAGGAUACCCCCGCUUCUGCCAUUCCUGCACUUCCGGAGCCCACAGACCAGAGUGGCGGGGUCCCUGGGGAAACCUCAGCCGAGCCCAUGCAGCGCUGCCUGGGGAUAUUGACCAAGGGCAGUCAGGCCAGCCACCCCCAGAUGCACGGUCCUCUGGCCUCGGGGUCCCCUCUGAAGCAGCCAGGGCAGCAGGAUGGCAGCUCACCAGCCAAAACUGUGGGCCGGUUCUCGGUAGUCAGCACGCAGGACGAGUGGACCGUGGCCUCCCCUCACAGCUUACGGUACUCCGCCCCACCCGACGUGUACCUGGAAGAGGGGCCCCGCAGCCCCGACGUGAAGCUGGCCCUGCGGCGGGCGCAGACGGCUUCCUCCAUCGAGGUUGGCCCUGGCGAGCCCUUGUCCAGUGACUCUGGGGACGAGUGCCCUCGUAGGAGGGCCCCCGUGCAGAAGCAUGGCUCCCUGCCGGGGAGUGGUGGCAGCGUGGCCAGUGACUUCGUGAAGAAGGCUACCGCCUUCCUACACAGGUCCUCCAGGGCUGGCUCCCCGGGCCCGGACACACCCAGCAGGACGGGCGUGAAGGUCCCCACCAUCAGUGUGACCUCCUUCCAGUCCCAGUCGUCCUACAUCAGCAGUGACAAUGACUCAGAGAUUGAGGACGCCGACAUCAGGAAGGAGCUGCAGAGUCUUCGAGAGAAGCACCUGAAGGAGAUCUCAGAGCUGCAGAGCCAGCAGAAGCAAGAGAUCGAGGCUCUGUACCACCGCCUGGGCAAGCCUCUGCCCCCCAACCUGGGGCUCUUCCACACGGCGCCCCCUGCCGGCCGCCGGAGAAAGACCAGCAAGAGCAAGCUGAAGGCAGGGAGGUUGCUGAACCCGCUAGUGCAGCAGCUCAAGGUCGUGGCCUCCAGCACAGGUCAUUUGUCAGACUGCAGCAGAGCCCCUCCUGCCAAGGACCCCGCCAAAGCCGGGGUGGGGCCCGCAGCAGCGUCAGACCCCUGUGGGAAGGCAGUUCAGACCCAGCAGCCUUGCUCGGUGCGGGCCUCCCUGUCUGCAGACAUCUGCUCCGGCUUAGCCAGUGACGGAGGCGGAGCGCGUGGCCCAGGCUGGACGGUUUACCACCCAACGUCUGAGAGAGUGACCUAUAAGUCUAGUAGCAAACCUCGCACUCGAUUCCUCAGUGGACCCGUGUCUGUGUCCAUCUGGUCUGCCUUGAAGCGUCUCUGUCUAGGCAAAGAGCACAGCAGUCGGUCCUCCACCAGCAGCCUGGUCCCAGGCCCCGAGCCAGGUCCCCCGCCCGCCCUGCAUGUCCAGGCUCAGGUGAACAACAGCAACAACAAGAAAGGCACUUUCACGGAUGACCUUCACAAGCUGGUGGAUGACUGGACCAGCAAGACAGUGGGGGCUGCUCAGCUGAAGCCAUCGCUCAACCAGCUAAAGCAGACGCAGAAGCUGCAUGACAUGGAGGCUUCGGCUGGCUGGCCCCUGGGCCCUGGCGAGGUGCAGGCCAUGAGCGCACCUCGAGCAGCAGUGGGGACGCCAUGUCCGGCCCUGGCGCCUGGCCCUCUACCCACCACGGUCAUUCCUGGAACUGCCCUGACCCUGCCCGUGCCCACGCCAGGUACUGCCCUCUCUGGCCUCUCAGUCUCGCCCUGUGCACUGCCUCUGGGCCAGUACAGAAGCCUGCUCCCAGCUCCAGUCGCCUGGGGUCCAUGGGCAGCCCAGGCUGGCAGCCAGAGCCCUGCCUGGGGGCCAGACUUGGGCACAGGAGGCGGUCCUGUGCUCCCCAUGUGCUUACCGCCGCCUGCGGUCUGUACGCCCAGUCCCAGGCUGCGGAUCAUGUAGCUCUCUAACCACUUGCCAGAUGGAAUGCACUGAAUUGAACAGCCUGGAGGAGCCUGGUUAUGGCUUGGCGUCUGAGUUUUGCCCUGCCUUCCCGAGGGUGCCCAGUGAAGGGGUCAGUGUGAGGAACCUUGCUCCCUUGUUGCUGCAGACCCCAUUUUCUCUUAGGCUCCAUUGGUCUACACUCACAGACUUUACACCUACUUCCUGCACUUGAAUCGAUGGUUAGAACGUUGUAAUCACCCUGCAGAAUUACAGUGCCUUGAAUUCCAGCUUUUCUGUUCCCCAAUGGAAGGAGAUGUUUAAAAAAUCAUAUAUUGGAAAAGGUGUAUUUCAUUUACAAUUGGAUUGUGCAUUGAUAACUUUAUUUCCCAUUAACUUGCAGAGAUAUAAAUGGUUUACAAAUCUGAAGCUAAAGUCUAAUCUUUAGUUUUCUGUUGUAAAUGGCUUUUUGAAAAAACAAAUUGAACUAGUGACACUAAAUAUUGAAGAAUUGCAAAUGGAGGGGAGCUCUGACUCCUGCUCAUCACAGGAGGUCUCUCUGGGCUCAGUGGCACUGGUAGCAGACAGAUGGACACAUACCCUCAACUGCAGCUCUGAGGCGCUGCCAGCAGCCGCCCGUGAUGUAUGGUUCCUGGGGCCGUGCCUUGCUCGUGGCAGUCGGUCUCUUAGGAACAGAGUAGUAGCUGUGUUGGGCUGUGUGGAAACUGCUGGAAAGUACUAGGUAAGCAGACACACCCUCAGGCCCCAAAGCCAGGCAGGGCUACUGUAAGGUGGGGAAGGUCAGGGUAUGUGUCACAGCAGGCCACCACCCUGCAGUGACAGUGUGGCCCCUUUGUAUCCGGGGUCCAGCCUACCCUCCUGCUGGCCCUCCUUCCUUUUCCAUCAUCUUUACUGAGGACUGUGGCCUCCUGGGCCUCGACUUGCCACGCGGUCACAGGCCAGUCUGCCUACCUCUGGGCCCCAAGCUGCUCACCAAACACCAAGGUCACCCUGCUGGGGGUGGGGUGCUCCUCCCCUGGGGCAUCAGUGGGACUUAUCCCAGACGGGAUCAGACAGCCCCAGUGGGAGCUGCAGGCCCUGCUUGUCACUGCAGCAUGUGGCCUGGGUCGGGUCCCUCUGCGCAGUCCCACUCCCCAAAGGGAGGCAGCUGGUUGGGCUGCCGGGCUGUGAGUGGUAGCAUCCUGCUGUACUUUGGGACCUCAGUAGAACUGGCUAACUUAUUUUGCUUUAAAUUGAUUAUUCCAUCAAUUAAGUUAGAAUUACAUUUUCUAGGCAGUUACGCAGAAUCUUCUGCCAGGGCACGAUGCUGUAGUAAGAGAUUCUGUUCUGUGAGGUGCCCCAUGGUCCUUUGUUGCGUCUGGUUCCUGAGGGUGGUGGAAGCUGCCCUCUCCUGCUCCCCUCCCGGCACCAACUUGAGGUGUGGAGUUCUGGCCUUGUACACGAAAGCUCAGUGGCAUGGAAUCCCCAAGAGAUUGUAUAUGUGAAGGAGAAAAAUAAACAUUUUUGCUUGAAAA